Anoplophora glabripennis (Asian longhorned beetle) is the source of this 696-nucleotide messenger RNA. RefSeq names its product zinc finger protein 385B-like. NCBI's taxonomy places the organism in Eukaryota, Metazoa, Arthropoda, Insecta, Coleoptera, Cerambycidae. Bases 217 to 648 code for a protein of 143 amino acids. The record is from RefSeq and is a predicted model, not a curated record. Gene Ontology annotation, molecular function: nucleic acid binding; zinc ion binding. The transcript is spliced from 4 exons.
CAUUCAAAACAUUUAUGUAUUUACUUAAACUACCACUGCUUCUAAGUAAAAAAUGAAAUGUAAAUAUUUUUAAGGACAUUGCAUUGUUUGGUGUUCGGCGGUAUCAGUUUUUACUGCAAUUCCUAGCGACCAAUAUCAGUAGUGUCCGAUAUUAGGAUAUGUGAGCUUCCUGCAGACACUAUUCCGUUCUGUGAUGUUAAUGUAUGUUAUAAGUCAAUGAUGUCCGGAGAAAUCCAUAGUGGUGUUCAAGAUGUAUCUGUAAUAAAUAAUGACAGCAAUAACAACAAAGAUGACGAGGAUGACAAAUCCAGCGAAGCCAUUAAGAAAGUUCCAUUAUGCUGCGAGCUCUGCAAUAUAAAGGUAACAAGCGGCAAAAUCUUACAAAGACAUCUCGAUGGAAGAAGACACAAAAUGCGAAUGGAGCGUAGAGGAAAAUGCUUCAGAUGCGAUUUAUGCGACUUGACAGCCAAUAGCGAGACACAACUUAAUAUCCAUUUAAAUAGUUCAAGACAUAAAGCUAAAUUGCAAAAAAAGGAAUACAGUGAAUUUACGGAUAUUACAACUAGUGUAAAGGGUAUAUGGAUCUUAAUUUUUUGUAUUGUUUGUAUCUUUCUAAAUUUAUUCUUAUUAUUUAAACUUAUUUUAUAAAUAACUUUGUACCUUAGCAGUAUUGAUUGUACUUAGUAUUUUUUUUAA